UCGUAAAAUGUCGGAAUAUUGCCGCGAAAUUGUAACGAGGACUGGUUCUGUUUUGUUUUAGAAUGAAGUAAUUAUCGAAGUUCUUUCGCGUUCGCGAUAUUUUGUUUUGUUCAAUAAUCGUGGUUCAAUGGAAAGCGAGAUUAAUAGUGCAGGUGUCCUGCUAAAACCAAGAGAAAAUUUUAUAAAAACUCAACUUUUAUCCGAAAUCCUUAUUUGUAGAGUUGUUGUACAGUAUUUAUGAAUCAUAAUUCAUAACUCGUCUAUAUGGUCAAAAUGUCAAACACGAAUUGGCGAGAGGAUGAUCUGGAAAGGGGUUUGGCAGAUGAUCUAUUUAAUCUCUCAGGUUUGGGCGUCGAAGAUUCACAGAUUGGAGCUUAUGACAUGACAGAGGUUUUGAAUUUGGUAAAAGAACCGUCUAUGUUAUUAAAUGUAUCGAACACCAGUAAUCCAAAUGUUAAAGUUGAAGGUUCGCCCUUAAAGCAGUUUAAAGAAGAUCCAGCUAGUUCCAGGUUCAAUUUUGUUCUCAAAGCUCCGACAUCAUCUUCCAAGAAAUUAAACGAAGACAGCAUGACCUACCUUAACCAAGGUCAGUCAUAUCUAGUUCGACUACAAGCAUUGUGGGAUACUUCGUUUAUAAGUAAUCAUAUUGUGAAUGCUGUGGUAAAACUUGGAUUUUUUGAACGAAAAUUGCAAGUGAUUGAGGCAGAAAAGUAUGAAGAAUGGUCAACUAAUCGACCCGCAGAGAGACUUUUAGAAAUCGAUAUGCCUAUGUCUGCUGGGAUUAUGAAUAUAAGGAGUCAAGGCAGCUAUACAAAUGAAUUGGAGUUUGAGUGGGAUACAAAAGUUGAGGCUCAAGUUUAUGUCAAGAUUAACUGCGUGAGUUCAGAAUUUACCAGAGGCAAAAGUGGAGGUGAAAGUGGCGUACCACUUAAAUUGCAAAUUGAUAUUCACGACACGAAGUCACAAAAUGUUGUUCCACUAUAUUCAGCUGGGUGUCAAAUAAAAGUCUUUCGGACGAAGGGUGCUGACAGGAAACAUAAAACCGAGUUAUCAAAACUUGAGCAAUUAUCACAGGAGGAAAUGGGACAAUACCAGCCUCCCUGUGAUGUCACAGUACUUACAGAGAAUCUCGUCGAAUGUUCAGAAGAAAGACUAUGGUCGUCCCCAACGAGUUCAUAUCAAAAUUCUCUCAACUCUUCUAUUCAAUCUCCACAAAGCUAUUAUUCUCCCGUAUCAUCCUCGACGAUAACGAUAUCAGUUCCAGAGAGAAUCACUAAAGACUCCACAGUGGAUGAAACGAGAGCAUGGUUGGCAGAUAACAGAUUCCAUGCCAUUUUACCGCAGCUAAAUAACUAUACAGGUGCUGAUGUUUUACGACUAAGCAAAAAAGAUAUUAUACUGAUAGCCGGGAGCGCCGAAGGCAUUCGAUUACAUAACUUAAUCCAAACUAGGGCAGCGAAACCAGUAUUAACAAUGUACGUAUGCGUGGAGUCCAUGCAAGAUCUAUCAACGAUGAAGGAAUAUCAAGCUGUAUAUUUAGAAACUUUGACUUUAAAAGCCCUUAAAGAAAAACUAGCUCAAAAGUGUAAUCUACAGAGUAGUCAGAUAUCUGCUGUAUUCAGGCAAGGUCCUACGGGUAUUUCAAUUCUUGUUAACGACGAGAUGGUGGCUAACCUUGCUGAUGAGAUGUCAUUUAUGGUUGAUGUUAUCAGAGACGAACACAAUAAUUUGUGGAGAAUUCUGCUAAAAUAAUUCUGGACAGACUAACUGUAAAUAUUCUAUACAGGAGUGCAUGGAAAUAUCCCGCUCCGUUGCACCAGAACUUCCAAGUUUCUAUGAAACAAUGAUAAACUUUGUUCACCAUAAGGAUUGGUUGGGAUUUUCAAAAAAAAAACAAGCACGCUGCACUUCAUACCGUAAUGCAUUAAAAAAAUGAAUGGAAAUGCAUGUUAUGGCCAGAAGUAAACCCUAAAUAGGCUAUAAAGCACAUGCACUUUCAGUUUCUUCUUUGCAUGUUUUGUGACUUUAUCUUGGCAAAAGAUAAGUUCAUGUUUCAUAGAGACUUUGAAAUUCAUUCUGCAUAUGCUAGAGUAUAUUUCACUGAUCGACCAAAAAAUGACAAGAAAGAGAGAUCAAAGAUCUGUGUUUAUAUUUACUUUACGUGUAAAUAUGCAUGUGGUCGUUAAAAACAGUCUGUUUGAAAAACAUUGAAACAUCGCCAACAACAAUCGUAUAUCAAUAGUUCAUUUUACUAUUCAAAUUGCUUCAAGUAAAGGCUGGUUUUCAUAUAUGACAUAAUUCGUCCUGACACAUUAAGUCGCCUGUGCCAUGGAGAAAUAUCACUGUUGUAAAACGAUCAUGAUUGUUGUGAAAAACAAAAAAAAAUACGGUUUUUACGUAGGGUUUCACAUGGCAAACCAAUUACGACAUGUGAAAUACGACGAGUUAUGGCAUAUGAAAACGAAAACCAGCUUUUAAGUAUAGUAAAAUAAGGUCUUCGCUUGUAUUAUGUAAAUACAAUAUGAACAAUUAAUCUGAUAUUUUAGUGGUUGACGUUGUACCGUAAGUUUGCUAUAUAUAUAUAUAUUCGCAGUUUAUAUAUUAUAGCUUAAAUACAGUCCCUUUUUUGGUCUUGGAAUGAUAAUUAUGAGAUGACAAUGCUUGACAAAUCAUGUCAGAACCGACUGCUGUCCAAAUAUCACUCUUACCAUUCCCCG
Molecule: messenger RNA, 2717 nt
Organism: Dendronephthya gigantea
Lineage: Eukaryota; Metazoa; Cnidaria; Anthozoa; Malacalcyonacea; Nephtheidae
Product: transcription factor CP2-like
Exons: 19
Coding region: 265-1752 (495 amino acids)
Biological process (GO): regulation of transcription by RNA polymerase II
Cellular component (GO): nucleus
Molecular function (GO): DNA-binding transcription activator activity, RNA polymerase II-specific; RNA polymerase II cis-regulatory region sequence-specific DNA binding
Source: RefSeq, a predicted model, not a curated record